Molecule: messenger RNA, 685 nt
Organism: Asparagus officinalis (garden asparagus)
Lineage: Eukaryota; Viridiplantae; Streptophyta; Magnoliopsida; Asparagales; Asparagaceae
Product: histone H2B.2-like
Exons: 2
Coding region: 26-685 (219 amino acids)
Biological process (GO): nucleosome assembly
Cellular component (GO): nucleosome
Molecular function (GO): protein heterodimerization activity; structural constituent of chromatin; DNA binding
Source: RefSeq, a predicted model, not a curated record
GAACCAAAGAGAAUUCAAGCCAUCGAUGGCACCCAAGCGCUCAACAAAGAAGAAGCUAGUCGGAACCGUCGUCAAAACCACCAAGAAAUUCGUCGAGGAGACCGUCAAAGUCUCCGUCGAAGACAACGGCGUCCUUGAUGGCCUAGGCGAAACACAAACCCAACAAGACUCCCAGCCCAUUCAAGCGUCCAGCAUCGUCGAAAUUGUCGCCAGGGACGAAGAAGCCCGGGAAGAACCCAAGCCCGAAGAACCCAAGAAAGUAAAAUCAAAGAACAGCAAAGCCCAAGAAGAGCAAAGAGAGCCCACUGACGAGAAGGCGAAACCAAAGGGCAGACAGGCCCAAGAAGCCCGAGUCACGGCCCAGGGCAAGACCCAGAAGGGGAGGAGGAGGAGGAGGAGGAAUUUUGCCGGGGGAGAGUAUACGGAAGUCCAGGGGAACUACAAGAGGUACGUUUUUAAAGUCUUGAAGCAGGUGCACCCGGAGCUAGGGAUGUCGUCGAGGGCGAUGACGGUGAUCGAUGCGAUGAUGAACGACAUGUUCGAGAGGAUCCAGUUUGGGUUUUUCUUUAAUGCAUUUUUCUUGUGUGAUUUGGUGAUUGACAAAGUUUUGUAUAAGAGAUUAACAGCAGAAAUUCAAAAGCUCACAUUGAAUCUUCAGACAUAUCGACAUUUAGCUAAAAAUUGA